AUGAACUCGAAGUCAAUUGAACUCGCAGCAAGGAAGUGGAAGCGAGUUGAGGAGUCGUGGAAAGUCACCCAAUGCCCGAGGUCCUCCCUCGGAGUGGACAAAGAUGAGCAACUAUUCAACCGGGUUGAGUCCGAGUCGACAAUGAAAGUCGGGGCUUGUGGUGUUCGGCUAGGCGAAAGGACAUUUGUGUCGGGAUCGGCUUAUGAAUGUGGAGCACAAGGGUUCUUUGUUGUGGAUGCAUAA
This is a messenger RNA of Dovyalis caffra, 243 nucleotides long. The record is from the annotation of a GenBank genome assembly. NCBI's taxonomy places the organism in Eukaryota, Viridiplantae, Streptophyta, Magnoliopsida, Malpighiales, Salicaceae.